AGAUUAAAGCAAUUGCAAGAGCAAAGAUUCUUCUUUUUCCCUUUUUUUUCUGGGGGGGUGGGGGGUGGGGUGGGGGGAGGGAGCGCCCCCAGACUUUCCAGGACAUCACCCCCUGCCCCAAGCACGCAAUAAACACUGACAAGAAAAAGUUUUUAUUUCCUGGUUCAACUUUUUUUUUUCCUGGAAUAUAUAGACUGAAGAAUGGGAAUAAAUAGGACUAAAUAACAAAGCGAGGCCGCGCACGCCGGGAUGCGCCUGGCUGCAGCCAGCGAGGCCAUUGUCUCCCCGCCCUGAAGCCAGCCCCGGCGCCUUUCUCCAGCUCUUUUCCUUUCCCGGCCCUCUUUUUGUUUUUUUUGUUUUUUUUUUUUUUUAAUUUUCUUUUUUAAAAAGACGCCCCCUCCAGCCCCCUCGCCGGUGACCUUGGCCGCCUCGGAUGCUCUGAUUCCACGCGGCUCGCUCUAACUUGUCCCCGCGCCGGCCGGGCCCAUGGCCGCGUCGGAGGACGGGAGCGGCUGCCUCGUGUCGCGGGGCCGCUCGCAGAGUGACCCCAGCGUCCUCACCGACUCCUCGGCCACCUCCUCCGCGGACGCCGGGGAAAACCCAGAUGAGAUGGACCAAGCGCCCCCGGCGCGUCCUGAAUAUCUGGUCUCAGGGAUUCGAACUCCCCCUGUGAGGAGGAACAGCAAACUGGCCACCCUGGGCAGGAUCUUCAAACCCUGGAAAUGGAGGAAAAAGAAAAACGAAAAACUGAAGCAGACAACGUCAGCGCUGGAGAAGAAGAUGGCCGGCAGGCAAGGCCGAGAGGAGCUCAUCAAGAAGGGACUGCUGGAGAUGAUGGAGCAGGAUGCUGAAAGCAAAACGUGCAACCCCGAUGGAGGACCCCGAUCUGUGCAGAGUGAACCACCUACUCCCAAGUCGGAGAUGCUGACUUCAGAAGAUGCCCAGCCUGGAAGCCCCUUGGCCACUGGGAAGGACCAGGUCUCCCUGGACAAGCCACUGUCCUCAGCCGCCCACUUGGACGAUGCAGCCAAGAUGCCAUCUGCAUCCAGUGGUGAAGAAGCAGACCCUGGCAGCCUCCUGCCCACCACCGAUGAGCUCUCCCAAGCCUUAGCUGGGUCUGACUCCCUGGACAGUCCUCCCAGACCUCUGGAGAGAUCUGUGGGCCAGCUCCCCAGCCCCCCACUGCUGCCCACUCCGCCACCCAAGGCAAGCUCCAAAACCACAAAAAAUGUCACAGGCCAAGCUGCACUUUUCCAAGCCUCCAGCAUGAAGAGUGCCGACCCUCCGCUCCGGGGCCAGCUCUCCACACCCACAGGGUCUCCGCAUCUCACCACGGUCCACCGGCCUCUUCCCCCAAGCCGCGUCAUUGAGGAGCUGCACAGGGCGCUGGCCACGAAGCACCGCCAGGACAGUUUUCAAGGAAGGGAAAGUAAAGGGUCUCCAAAGAAGCGGGUGGAUGUCCGUCUGUCGAGAACGUCCAGCGUGGAGCGGGGCAAGGAGAGGGAGGAGGCUUGGAGCUUUGACGGGGCCUUGGAGAACAAGCGAACUGCCGCUAAGGAAUCUGAGGAGAACAAGGAGAACCUGAUCAUGAAUUCUGAACUCAAGGACGACUUGCUUUUGUAUCAGGAUGAGGAGGCGCUGAACGACUCCAUUAUUUCUGGAACACUACCACGGAAAUGCAAGAAGGAGCUCCUGGCUGUGAAGCUAAGGAACCGACCAAGCAAACAGGAACUGGAAGACCGGAACAUUUUCCCCCGAAGGACUGAUGAAGAAAGACAGGAGAUCCGGCAGCAGAUCGAGAUGAAGCUCUCCAAACGGCUGAGCCAAAGACCUGCCGUGGAAGAGCUGGAGAGAAGAAAUAUCUUGAAACAAAGGAAUGAUCAAACAGAGCAGGAAGAAAGAAGAGAAAUCAAGCAAAGAUUGACAAGAAAGCUUAAUCAGAGACCCACUGUUGAUGAAUUAAGAGACAGAAAAAUUCUGAUACGAUUCAGUGAUUAUGUGGAAGUAGCAAAAGCGCAGGACUAUGACAGGAGGGCAGACAAACCCUGGACGAGACUGUCAGCAGCAGAUAAGGCAGCAAUUCGUAAAGAAUUAAAUGAGUACAAAAGUAAUGAAAUGGAGGUACAUGCAUCAAGCAAGCACUUGACAAGAUUCCACAGGCCAUAAAGAGAUUUUCUUCUGAGAAGAAUUUGUGUUUAAUUUUUUGAUACCAACACUGAACAUUCAUCAGGGAACUUUCCUGAAGUUCAGCUCAAGACUACCUGCUGUGUUUGUGAGAAGAGCAGGAUCACACACACAGGUGCAAUCUUGACCACACUUACCUGCAAGAGGAGUAACCAGAGGACACACUUCCUUCCUUCUUUGGUGUCUGAGGAGUGUGAACUGUUGGGGUCAGUCAAGACCCAACAUAACUCUAUCAGAAGAAAACUGUUGUUUGCCUUUCAACCUUGUUUUACAGUUCUGCAGUGUAAUGGAGAACGGGCAACGUGCAUGUGCAGGCUCACCACUCCCAGGCCUCUGACAUGAGGGACAUGUGACAAUGUCAUUCAGUAUUAUGUUUAAAAGACAUUUUUAUCCUGAUCAUUAUUAAUUUGAAAACUCUUUAAGUUCAUGUUAUACAAAAUGAUUUACUGUAUUAUACUUUUCCUUUUUUAUAUAAUGUCUAACAAAAAAUACAGCUGCAACAUUUUGAUUCCUGUUAAUUUUGUUCUUUAAUUAAAUGACUACUUAUUGCAGGAAAUUAA
Molecule: messenger RNA, 2744 nt
Organism: Rhinopithecus roxellana (golden snub-nosed monkey)
Lineage: Eukaryota; Metazoa; Chordata; Mammalia; Primates; Cercopithecidae
Gene: PHACTR3
Product: phosphatase and actin regulator 3
Exons: 13
Coding region: 487-2166 (559 amino acids)
Biological process (GO): actin cytoskeleton organization
Molecular function (GO): actin binding
Source: RefSeq, a predicted model, not a curated record